AUGUUAAAUUUGUAAGUUUUUCCUUCUUUAAAUUAUUCUUAAACAUAAAGUUAUAAUGGUAUAGAAACUAAUAACUAUCUUUUAAGAUUUUAAUUCAUUAGUUUAAUCUAUAAUAUAUUUGAUAUUUCAUUUUCUUCCAAUUAUAAUUUUAGAUAUUUGUUUACUCAUUUUAAUUUUACUCAGUAUAUUAUAUAUAAAAAAAUUAGAACAUUAAAUAUAAAAUUACCUAAAUAUGAUUCAAGGAGCUUAGACCGACUUUAUCCAUGUAUUUUAUUGAUAUUAUAUUGGUUAUAAUAGAUCUUAAAGAAAUAUAAAAAAAGUAAAAGGUACUCUGAAUUACAAGAAUUGCAUAUCUAAUGUAAGAUUGACAUUUAACUUGAUAUAGGUGUUGUUGAUGAAUUAAAAGGGUAUAAUAAAGAAGAGAAUUUCCACAAAUUUUUUGAAGUAUUGCAAAGUUCAUUAAGCACAAUUGGAUCUUUUAAGUUUUUAGUACUUUGUCACAAACUGAUCUAUUAACUCUAACAAGAAUUUGCCAUUAGAUUUAUUUAAAAUAAGCUCAUACCUGGAGAUGAUACAGAUAAGUCUAGAUUGGCUAUUUACUAUUAUAAUUUUUUAUUCAAAUUAUGCGAAAACUUUGAUUACUAUAAAGAAGUUAUAGAGUUUAUUGAAACUGACAAUAUCGAGAAAUUUAUGA
Molecule: messenger RNA, 694 nt
Organism: Paramecium primaurelia
Lineage: Eukaryota; Ciliophora; Oligohymenophorea; Peniculida; Parameciidae
Source: the annotation of a GenBank genome assembly